AUGACUGUGCUGAGCGGGCCGGAAGCGCAUCCAACAACCAAUCACCACCCUACGCCCGCCCUUUCACAACCAGAUCUAUACACAAAGACUCUUCUGCUACACAUACUACCAUUUUCACAAUGGUGGAGGCACGGUCAUGGACUACCAGAAGGCAAAAGGGGUAGCAACCCAAGACUUGAAUAUAACAAUGACCAAGUUCUUGAUAUUCCUGUAACCCCAACUGUAGAAAUCAGGCAGCAACAAUAUGCUUUGAUCUCGCCAAGUAUUCUUACAGCAGCCAUUAUUGCAUCCUGGUACCCAAUUUUCUUGACUAUGUUACACAUGUCUUGUGCUACCUAUAGUUUAUUAGCCAUAAAAUGGCUUGAAAUUGUGCCGUUCCAGCAAAUACAUAGCCGUAAGCAGUUUUUCAAGAUUUUUGCUUUGAGUGUGAUUUUCUGUUUCUCUGUUGUUUGUGGGAAUACUUCGUUGAGGUACCUUCCGGUGUCGUUUAAUCAAGCUAUUGGUGCUGCUACUACAUUUUUUACAGCUAUUUUUGCUUUUGUUAUCACCUGUAAGAAAGAAUCUGCAGAGGUUUAUUUGGCACUGGUUCCUGUAGUUCUAGGCAUUGUUUUGGCUAGUAAUAGUGAACCCUUAUUAUCAGCUGAGGAAGUGAAGGUGAUGGAAAAGAUUCCUGGAUUCGUCUCAGUUCAAGUGCAGGUAGUAUGA
Molecule: messenger RNA, 705 nt
Organism: Olea europaea var. sylvestris
Lineage: Eukaryota; Viridiplantae; Streptophyta; Magnoliopsida; Lamiales; Oleaceae
Product: probable sugar phosphate/phosphate translocator At1g12500
Exons: 5
Coding region: 1-705 (234 amino acids)
Cellular component (GO): Golgi apparatus
Molecular function (GO): antiporter activity
Source: RefSeq, a predicted model, not a curated record